AUGAGAGUGUUGGUUACCUACCUCAUCACUUUGGAUGAUGUGGUUGAUCUGUACGGUAUUGGCAAUUACUGUCUCUUUUCGGGGUGCACGUCAACGAAGAAAAUUGUUCCUGGGUCGGCUCAGCGCUGCAACUAUCCCCCCGUCAGCUUCGAAGAUGACUCUGACGAUGAAACAAAACAUGAUAUUGAGAUUAUAUGCAUUCACCUGUCUAACAGAGUACCUCGCAAAGGACUGAAUCAGGCUUCACAUACCAAGACCCUGACAGCCGGGACUGUCACUCAGUUUCUCUUUUUCAUCUCGAGUAGGAAUGCCAAUUUUAGCCUGAUGAAAAUAUUCCAUGUUAAUGAACUGAUUACUGGCAGGAACGUGAUCUGCCCGGACGCCGAUACAAACUCAGAAACGAGCCGCGAACAUCCACUGAGUCUUCACGAAUCGAUUCCCCGAAAAGAUAACCCACGAUUAAACCACAAGCGCGUUAUCCUCGACGAAAAACUUACGAACCUACCCGACAUAGCACCAGCCAGCGAAGCCAAAGGUCAAAAUCAACAAGACAAGAUCACGAAUCCGAACAAGAACUCUACAUAA
This is a messenger RNA of Colletotrichum lupini, 585 nucleotides long. RefSeq lists its product as uncharacterized. The transcript has 4 exons. NCBI's taxonomy places the organism in Eukaryota, Fungi, Ascomycota, Sordariomycetes, Glomerellales, Glomerellaceae. Bases 1 to 585 code for a protein of 194 amino acids. The record is from RefSeq and is a predicted model, not a curated record.